This is a messenger RNA of Phytophthora sojae, 846 nucleotides long. RefSeq lists its product as hypothetical. Gene Ontology annotation, molecular function: ATP binding; dephospho-CoA kinase activity. The record is from RefSeq and is a predicted model, not a curated record. Gene Ontology annotation, biological process: coenzyme A biosynthetic process. The transcript has 3 exons. Bases 1 to 846 code for a protein of 281 amino acids. Lineage: Eukaryota; Oomycota; Peronosporomycetes; Peronosporales; Peronosporaceae.
AUGCUGGAUGCAGUGCAGCUCGUGGCGUUCGCGCCGCUGAGCCUACUGCUCGGCGUGCCGUUGGGGGUUCUGAAGGAGAAGCUGCGGAAACAUUCGUUGAAGCGCUGGCUGCUGGCGCUCGCGCCGUUUGCCCUCGCCCCGUUGUUCUCGACUCGUGACGGUGCUGUGUUGGCGGGUGGCUACUUGGUGGGGAGAGCUUUGGGAGCGUCGUUGGUCGGCGUUGGGCUCACGGGCGGCAUCGCGACUGGCAAGAGCACGGUCUCCAAAGCCUUUCGGGAGGCUGGAGCUGCUAUCGUAGACGCCGAUGUGGUGGCCAGAGAGGUGGUGAUGCCCGGUCGCGGCGCGUACAAGGAGAUCGUGCGCUACUUUGGCGCUGGGGUGCUUAAUGAAGAGGAUGCGACCAUCAACCGCGCGAAGCUCGGAGCUAUCAUCUUCAGCGACCCGGAGAAACGGAAGAAACUCAACGCGGCGACCCACAAGUACAUCAUCUGGGAGAUGUUCAAGCAGCUCGUGUACCAGCGUCUGAUCUGCCGUAAGCGCCUUGUGAUGUUCGAUGCGCCGCUGCUGUUCGAGACCAAGCUGCUCGAGUACUUCUGCUACCCGACGAUCGUGGUGGCGUGCUCGGAGGCGAACGAGCUCGAGCGGCUCAUGAAGCGGGACAACAUGAAGAGAGAAGAUGCGGAGAAGCGCAUCAAGUCGCAGAUGAAACUGCAUGAGAAGGUGGCCAAGGCAGACCUCGUGAUCGAGAAUGACAGCACGCUGGACGACCUACUGCUUCGCACGCGGCGAACACUUCAACGCACGGCUGCGUUGGUUGGCGGGUUGCGCGAGGUGAAGCUAGACUAA